AUGUAUCGCAGGCAGUCCAUCCUGUCGCAUCGGCCCAAGACCUCCUCCGACAUAGACGCUGAAUCCUCCUCCUCCUCUUCCUCCUCCUACCUCCAGCACCACCACAACACCCACUCCCUUUCCAGCACGACCCCUAUCCCGGCGUCGCCACCCCACACCAUGAAGCGAACCAUUUCGCAGACGUUCCCUGCCCCCCAUGUCUCUGACAUCAAGGACACCAACAUGCUCGACGCGGUCAACGAGGCCACCAUGGCCGUCGACGGCGCCUCGCAGCAUUCACAGGCCAGCUCCUUCUCGCGUGCCUUUGGCGCCGUGGCCGGGAGUUUCACCCGCCAAAAGACUCGCAGGCGAAUGUCGUCCGUCUCUUCAGCCACACCUUCACAGCGCCGCCGCGGCUCCAUACAUUCGCUCUUCGAAUCUCUUCCUCCCUCGGCCGCAACCCAGUCCAAGCCCAACCCGGACCUGCAGCGAGUGCCUCUGCAACACCAAGACUCUGGAAUCCCCGCCUUCCCAAUGCAGUCCCAGUCGACCCCCUCGAGCUCCAAGACCUUCUCUCCCUUCAGGCGCCUGAGCAGCAUGCGUCGUCGCCCAACCGCCCCUGCGUCGUCGACCGACGUGGCCAAGUCCGUCUUCACAUGCCCCCUCACAUACCCCAGCCAAGCCGUACCCGGCACCGCAGCACGACAAGCUGCCGCCGCCGCCAACCAGGACCGCCAAAACCAGCUACGUCGCGAGCAGGAACACACGCAACGCUUCCUCAAUGGUCUCAUCCCAAGCUCGCGCGACGAUGACAUCAAGGACAACGAGAGCGGCGUCGACAUGACGUGUGCCUCGCCCAUUGUUCGAGCCGAUAGCGUCACCGAAAAGAAGAUGAUCGACCCUUUCCAACGCCUACCUGCCGAACUCGUCACCACCGUCCUCUCCAACCUCGACGCCGCCUCCCUUGUCCGUGCCGAGCGAGUAUCCCGAAGCUGGAACGAGCAUGCCGCCUCACCCCAUGUCUGGCGAAAUGUCUUCCUCCGCAAGCACGAGCCCGAGGUACACGUCUCACCUGCCCCCAUCCAGAUGGGCGGCUUGGGUACGGGCAAGAUGGCUGGUGGCAACCCUGCUCCCGCACAAGAUUGGAAGAAGAUGUUCGAGGCUAGGGCCACCAUUGACGCCCGAUGGAAGACUGGUGCUCCUGCUGCCAUCUACCUCAAUGGCCACACCGACAGUGUCUACUGCUGCCAAUUCGACGAGAACAAGGCCAUUACCGGCUCACGCGAUCGAACCAUCCGUGUGUGGGAUCUCGAGACGUACAAGUGCAUCAAGGUAUACGGCGGUCCCAACCACCGCCCGACAGCAAACACUCCCCCACCCAUGGAGGAGCGACCGGAGCGUGUCAUCAGCCAUGCCUCGAUGAACGGCACCCCGGCUGGCAACGACAUCUACACUGUUCCCGCCGACUACCACGAUGCAUCCAUUCUCUGCCUCCAGUACGACAGCGAGAUUAUGGUCACGGGCUCAUCCGAUUACACAUGUAUCGUCUGGGACAUUACCGGCGAAGAAUAUGUCCCCAUGUACCGGCUCCGUGGUCACGAAGCUGGUGUCUUGGAUGUUUGCUUGGACGACAAGUACAUCAUCUCUUGCUCCAAGGAUGCCAUGAUCAAGGUUUGGGACCGCAAGACUGGCAACUGUCUCCGCACGCUCAAGGGCCACCGAGGCCCAGUCAAUGCUGUGCAGCUUCGCGGCAACUUCCUCGUCUCCGCCAGCGGUGACGGUGUAGCCAAGCUGUGGAACCUCGAGACCGGCGUCUCCAUCAAGGACUUUCCCUCCGAAGACCGUGGUCUUGCUGCCGUCGAGUUUUCAGAUGAUGCCAAGUAUGUUCUUGCUGGCGGAAACGACCAUGUAGUGUACAAGUUUGACGCCUCUACCGGCGAGCUUGUGCACAGCAGGGUGAAGCACGAUGGUCUUGUCCGCUCAUUGUUCCUCGACGCAUUCAACGGACGCAUCGUAUCCGGAUCCUACGACCAGAGCAUUCAGGUAUCUGAUUACGAAACCGGCCAAACAUAUGCCGUCUACAAAAACUGGACAACGAGCUGGAUUCUGUCAGCCAAGAGCGACUACAGGCGAGUGGUUGCUACCAGCCAAGACGGUAGGACGCUGAUCCUGGAUUUUGGUCAUAAUGUUCCUGGAGCAGAACUGCUCGUUGGAUCAAAGUGA
Molecule: messenger RNA, 2202 nt
Organism: Exserohilum turcica Et28A
Lineage: Eukaryota; Fungi; Ascomycota; Dothideomycetes; Pleosporales; Pleosporaceae
Exons: 2
Coding region: 1-2202 (733 amino acids)
Molecular function (GO): protein binding
Source: RefSeq, a predicted model, not a curated record